AUGAGAAUUAUAUUGAUUUCUGGCAUCUAUUUAGUAGUUCUACCAUUAUUCUUGAAGUAUACUCAGACAGUGGCUCUAAAGCCCAGUGACAGUAUUUCCUUAGCCUAUGCUUCUCAGGGUAUAUCCGAUUAUUCAGGAGAAGACAGUGAGAACAAGAAAGGACAAGGAAGAGAAGAAAAAAAGAAAAAAAAGAAGAAACAUAAACAUAAAAAUAGACGUAAAUUACUAUCUAAAUUAAAAAUACUGAAAUCAAUGUUAGGGAGUGCACAUAAGUAUGAUUAUGAAUCUAAACAGUCUGGUGUAGGAAAUCAUCAAGGAAUUCAUGAAGGAAAUUAUCAAGGAACUCAUGAAGGAAAUCAUCAAGGAAGUCAUGAAGGAAAUUAUCAAGGGACUCAUGAAGGAAAUUAUCAAGGGACUCAUGAAGGAAAUUAUCAAGGGACUCACGAAGGAAAUUAUCAAGGGACUCAUGAAGGAAAUUAUCAAGGGACUCAUGAAGGAAAUUAUCAAGGGACUCAUGAAGGAAAUUAUCAAGGGACUCAUGAAGGAAAUUAUCAAGGGACUCAUGAAGGAAAUUAUCAAGGGACUCAUGAAGGAAAUUAUCAAGGGACUCAUGAAGGAAAUUAUCAAGGGACUCAUGAAGGAAAUUAUCAAGGGACUCAUGAAGGAAAUUAUCAAGGGACUCAUGAAGGAAAUUAUCAAGGGACUCACGAAGGAAAUUAUCAAGGAACUCAUGAAGGAAAUCAUCAAGGAACUCAUGAAGGAAAUUAUCAAGGGACUCACGAAGGAAAUUAUCAAGGAACUCAUGAAGGAAAUUAUCAAGGAACUCAUGAAGGAAAUUAUCAAGGAACUCAUGAAGGAAAUUAUCAAGGAACUCAUGAAGGAAAUUAUCAAGGAACUCAUGAAGGAAAUUAUCAAGGGAUUCAUGAAGGAAAUUAUCAAGGAACUCAUGAAGGAAAUUAUCAAGGAACUCAUGAAGGAAAUUAUCAAGGAACUCAUGAAGGAAAUUAUCAAGGAACUCAUGAAGGAAAUUAUCAAGGGACUCAUGAAGGAAAUUAUCAAGGGACUCAUGAAGGAACUCGUAAUGGAAAAAAAGGAUAA
Cryptosporidium muris RN66 is the source of this 1098-nucleotide messenger RNA. RefSeq lists its product as uncharacterized. The record is from RefSeq and is a predicted model, not a curated record. Lineage: Eukaryota; Apicomplexa; Conoidasida; Eucoccidiorida; Cryptosporidiidae. The transcript has a single exon. Bases 1 to 1098 code for a protein of 365 amino acids.